GCUCGCUUUUUUAAUGCAAAUCAACCGAAUCCACGAAAAUGUAUUCAGAUUCUCACGCGUAUUUUGUGUUUAUUGAACAAGGUAAUGUUUACUAUUGUUGUGAGUUUCAUACUGCAGGGUAUCAAAUUCACUAGACAAGAAGCUACGACAACGUUUUUUGCCGUUACGAAACUGUUCCAGCUUCCAAAUCAAGGUUUGCGGAAGCUACUUUAUCUGGUUAUCAAAGAAUUGGCACCAUAUGCUGACGAUGUCAUUAUCUUGACCAGUAGCUUGACUAAAGACAUGACCGGUUCAGAAGCCUCUUUUCGGGCUCCUGCAAUCAGAACACUCUGCAAGAUUAUUGACCCAACCAUGGUCCAAACAAUUGAACGGUACUUGAAGCAAGCUGUUGUAGAUAAGUCGCCAGCUAUCGCAUCAGCUGUGCUUGCAUCAGCCUAUCACUUGAUGCAGACCUGCCCUGAGGUCGUAAAGCGAUGGAGUAAUGAAAUCCAAGAUGUCGUUUCAAGCCCCAGCAUCAUGGUUCAAUAUCACGCUCUUGGUCUGCUUUAUCUUAUGCGCCAAAAUGAUCGGCUCGCCACACUUAAACUCAUUCAAAAGUUCUUGCAGUCGCCAUUGAGGUCAUCCUAUGCUCACUGUAUCAUGAUUCGUAUCGUCGCGCGGCAACUCGAAGAAGAGGGCGUCGCUGACAACCGCAAUAUGAUGGACUUUCUGGAGACCUCUCUGCGUCACAAAUCUGAAAUGGUCAUUUACGAGGCGGCCCGGGCCAUCAUUGGAUUAAGCCAACUGACGGCUAAGGAAUUGGCACCAUCUGUGAACGUGCUUCAGCUUUUCUGCUCCUCGCACAAAUCCUCACUUCGUUAUGCAGCUGUCAGAACUCUGAACAAAAUCGCCACUCGUCAUCCCUCGGCCGUGGCCUUCUGCAAUCAUGAUUUGGAAAACCUUGUUUCUGAUCCUAAUCGCAGUAUUGCUACGUUGGCUAUUACAACACUUCUUAAGACUGGCAGUGAGAACAGUGUGGACCGCUUGCUGAAGCAUAUAUGCUCUUUCAUGACGGACAUAACGGAUGAAUUCAAAGUGGUGGUUCUCGAGUCGAUUCGUAUGUUGGCUGCAAAGUAUCCGCGGAAGUAUUCUGUCCUUCUCAAUUUCCUUUCUGGUCUUCUGCGCGAUCCUGCUGGCUACGAAUUCAAAAAGGCUGUUGUGGUUGCCAUGGAAUCUAUAAUCAAGGACAAUCCUCAAGCCAAAAAUCUUGGCCUUCUCCAGUUGUGCGAGUUCAUCGAAGACUGUCAGCAUGAGAAAUUGACUCAGCGGGCUCUUUAUCUGCUGGGUCGUGAAGGUCCGUUCUUGAAUCGUCCUCGACAGUUCAUUCGUUUCAUCUACAAUCGCAUCAUUCUUGAGUCUUCAGCUGUCAAAUGCACCGCCACGACCGCUUUGGCGCGGUUUGGAGCCAACUGUGAUGACCUUCUUCCUGGCAUUCUCGUCCUUUUAGAACGUGUAAUGCUGGACGAUGACGAUGAAGUACGCGAUCGAGCCGCCUUCUACCACUACAUUCUUUCCUCGGGCGACCGGAACCUCAUGAAAGAAUACAUACUGAAUGACGGUAUUCAGUUAAACAUUCAGGCCUUGGAGCGCGCCCUUCUCGCCUACACCCAGGCUUCGGAGGCGGAGCAAGUGCGGCCUUUUGAUUUUACCGCCAUCCCUAUUGAGGAGCCUCCAUCAGAUAGGGUCAAUGAUUUCGCUGUCAUAGCAGACAGCUCAACUGUGGGCUUCUUCGAACCCACUAUUAGUACUGGUGCUGCUGCUGCUGCUGCCGCCUCUGGCGCUGCUGCUGGCAAGGGGUCAUUCCGAGGCUAUGCCGCUUUUGCGGCUUGA
Messenger RNA from Hydatigera taeniaeformis, 1869 nucleotides. Lineage: Eukaryota; Metazoa; Platyhelminthes; Cestoda; Cyclophyllidea; Taeniidae. The record is from the annotation of a GenBank genome assembly.